Arctia plantaginis is the source of this 3909-nucleotide messenger RNA. Lineage: Eukaryota; Metazoa; Arthropoda; Insecta; Lepidoptera; Erebidae. The record is from the annotation of a GenBank genome assembly.
AUGGAUGAAGUUGCUAAAUUAGAACAUCUUUCCCUGGUGUCUAAAGUGUGCACUGAAUUGGACAACCAUUUGGGACUAAAUGACAAAGAUUUAGCUGAAUUCAUCAUCGAUAUAGCAGACAAGAAUCCAAAUUUUGAUAGUUUUAAGAAGGCCCUAGUUGAAAAUGGCGCAGAGUUUUCGGAUUCUUUUAUGACCAACUUGUUACGUAUCAUACAACAUAUGAAACCUGUUAGCAGUGCUGAACAAACAAAUGAUCCAAAAAAUGAAGCUCAGAAUCCAUUGGCAAAUAAGUUCCCAGGGCUGGCUAUACCUAACAAGAAACCUCCCGUGUUCUCCUCUGAUGAGGAAAGUGAAAGUGAAGAUAAAACUAAGAAAAAUGUGAGACUGACAUCAAAGGAAAUCUUUAAAAAUGAAUCUAAAAGUAAGUCUAAUGAUGAAGUAGUUGACCAGGCUAUGGCUGAAUUGGAAGCUCUGGCACCUAGCUCUGGUACUAAUAUCAAAAAUGAACAACUAAAAAAAGGAAGUGAACAUAAUGAAACAGUUAAAAAACGGGAAAGAAGUCACAGCAGAGAUGCAAAAGAUAACAUUAGAAAGAGGGAACACUCAAGGGACAGAAAGAGACGUAGCAAAAGUAAGGACAAUAAAAGUCGGACCAGAGAUCGCAGGAGUAGAAGUAGGGACAGGAGGAGUCGGAGCCGAGAUCACAGGAGUAGAAGUCGUGAUCGUAAGAGUAGAAGUAGAGACAGAGGUGACUAUGAUAGAUUGAAAAAUGAUAAGGAUAAAAAAAGAGGUGAGAAGUAUAGAGAAAGGGGGGAUAAAGGAGGUAGAGACAGGGGUGAUAGAGAAAGGGAUAGGGAGAGAAAACAAAGAUCAAGGAGUCGUCACAGGUCAUGGGAUAGAGACAGGCAUAGAAGGUCUAGGUCUAGAGACAAAAGAUCUCCGUCUAGAGAAAAGGAAAGAGAAAGUAAAUCUGGAAAUUAUGGCAAGAAGUCUAGAAAGAAGAGUCCAGAGGUUGACAUGAGUGAUGAUCCAGAUCCUGGUAAGAUCUACAAUGGAAGAGUUGCAAAUAUAGUGCCAUUCGGAUGUUUUGUGCAAAUCGAGGGAGUGCGGAAGAGAUGGGAGGGCUUAGUACACAUCUCACAGUUGAGGUCUGAGGGCAGAGUGACUAAUGUGUCUGAUGUAGUCAAUAGAGGUGAUAAAGUCAAGGUAAAAGUCCUAUCAGUUACUGGUCAGAAAGUAUCUCUCACAAUGAAGGAUGUAUGUCAGGAGACUGGUAAAGAUCUGAAUCCAACAUCACAUGCACAUUUGGAGGCUGAACGCGAAGGUCGUAAUCCAGAUCGUCCACCACCGAAUGCAACCGUCCUCGCUGGACUACAGGGUGGACUGGAUCCUGACGAGGACUCCAGCCGUAAGAGGGUUACCAGGAUAUCGAGCCCUGAAAGAUGGGAAAUCAAGCAGAUGAUAUCCUCUGGCGUAAUAGACAAGAGUGAACUACCAGACUUCGACGAUGAGACAGGACUGCUGCCAAAGGACGAAGAUGGCGAGGCUGAUAUUGAAAUAGAGUUAGUGGAAGAUGAACCACCAUUCCUCCAAGGCCAUGGACGCGCUUUACACGAUCUAUCGCCUGUCAGAAUAGUUAAGAAUCCUGAUGGUUCGCUUGCACAAGCUGCCAUGAUGCAGUCGGCGUUGGCAAAAGAAAGAAGAGAACAAAAAAUGAUUCAAAGGGAACAGGAAAUCGAAAGUUUACCAAUGGGUCUGAACAAAAACUGGAUAGAUCCUCUCCCAGAGAGUGAUGGGAGAGCCUUAGCUGCCAAUAUGAGAGGGACAGGGAUUACUCCUCAAGACCUCCCCGAGUGGAAGAAACAUGUGAUUGGUGGAAAGAAGUCUUCAUUUGGCAAAAAGACAAACUUGUCACUUUUGGAGCAGAGACAAUCAUUACCUAUUUAUAAAUUGAGGGAUGAACUGACUAAGGCUGUGGCCGAUAACCAAAUCCUAAUCGUCAUCGGGGAGACAGGGUCGGGUAAAACCACCCAGAUCACGCAGUACCUGGCGGAGUGCGGGCUGACGGCGCGCGGCAAGAUCGCGUGCACGCAGCCGCGCCGAGUCGCCGCCAUGUCCGUGGCCAAGCGCGUGGCCGAGGAGUUCGGCUGCAGGCUGGGCCAAGAAGUCGGCUACACCAUUCGGUUCGAGGAUUGUACCAGCCCUGAGACUGUCAUCAAGUACAUGACAGACGGUAUGUUACUCCGCGAGUGUCUCAUGGACCUCGAUCUCAAAACGUACUCCGUCAUCAUGUUGGACGAGGCCCACGAGCGCACCAUUCACACCGACGUUCUGUUCGGCCUUCUGAAGCAAGCUGUUCAAAAACGUCCCGAGCUCAAACUGAUAGUGACAUCAGCUACACUGGAUGCUGUCAAAUUUUCUCAAUACUUCUUCGAAGCUCCCAUCUUCACUAUACCAGGCAGAACCUUCCCCGUAGAAGUAUUGUACACGAAAGAACCUGAAACGGAUUAUCUGGAUGCAUCUUUAAUAACAGUCAUGCAGAUUCACUUGAGGGAGCCUCCUGGAGAUAUCCUGUUAUUCUUGACCGGUCAGGAGGAAAUCGACACGGCUUGUGAGAUUUUGUAUGAAAGGAUGAAGUCCUUGGGGCCUGAUGUUCCGGAACUGAUCAUUCUGCCCGUAUACUCCGCCUUGCCGUCUGAAAUGCAGACGCGUAUAUUCGAGCCAGCUCCACCUGGCUCCAGGAAAGUGGUUAUCGCCACGAACAUUGCUGAAACUUCCCUGACUAUAGAUGGUAUAUAUUACGUUGUGGAUCCUGGAUUUGUGAAACAGAAAGUAUAUAAUUCGAAAACUGGUAUGGACUCCCUGGUCGUUACGCCCAUUUCACAGGCGGCGGCGAAGCAGCGCGCGGGGCGGGCGGGGCGCACGGGCCCGGGCAAGUGCUACCGGCUCUACACCGAGCGCGCCUACCGCGACGAGAUGCUGCCCACGCCCGUGCCGGAGAUACAGCGCACCAACCUCGCCACCACCGUGUUACAACUGAAGACGAUGGGGAUCAACGACUUACUUCACUUUGAUUUCAUGGACGCUCCACCUGUUGAGUCCCUGAUCAUGGCCCUAGAACAGCUGCACUCGCUCUCUGCACUGGAUUCAGAAGGAUUGCUCACCAGACUUGGAAGAAGGAUGGCGGAGUUUCCUCUAGAGCCGAACUUAUCAAAAAUACUCAUUAUGUCUGUAGCACUGCAGUGCUCCGACGAAAUCCUCACCAUUGUCUCAAUGUUGAGUGUCCAGAAUGUGUUCUACAGACCCAAGGACAAGCAGGCGCUCGCCGAUCAGAAGAAAGCCAAGUUCAACCAGCCUGAAGGAGACCAUCUCACUCUGUUAGCUGUGUAUAACAGCUGGAGGAACAAUAAGUUCUCAAACGCUUGGUGCUAUGAGAACUUCGUACAGAUUAGGACGUUGAAACGGGCUCAGGAUGUCAGGAAACAAUUGCUGGGAAUUAUGGAUAGACACAAACUAGACGUAGUAUCGGCAGGCAAGAACACUGUGCGGAUACAGAAGACAAUAUGUUCAGGGUUCUUUAGGAACGCCGCUAAGAAGGAUCCUCAAGAAGGGUACCGGACAUUGGUCGACAGCCAGGUGGUCUACAUACAUCCAUCUAGUGCUCUCUUCAACAGACAACCAGAGUGGGUGAUUUACCACGAGUUGGUGCAGACGACAAAGGAGUAUAUGCGAGAAGUAACAACUAUCGAUCCAAAGUGGCUGGUGGAGUUCGCCCCAGCAUUCUUUAAGUUCUCAGACCCAACCAAACUGUCCAAGUUCAAGAAGAACCAGCGACUGGAACCUCUGUACAACAAAUACGAGGAACCGAAUGCGUGGAGAAUAUCCAGGGUUCGCAGAAGGAGAAAUUAA